GAGGGAACUCUUAACCCUUCGCCUCGCCCUCCGUGCGUCAGAGCGUCCCGCGAAGUCUCCCGUACCGGACCAUGGAUCUAACGGUGCUCUUGGUCGUGGGUUUCCUCGCGGUAGCGUCGCACGCGCCUCCGGCAGAAGCCAAGCCCAUCAGUCUGGUGGAGCGAUGCUACUGCCGCUCCACCGUCAGCAGCCUCCCCCGUGGCAUCAUCCGGGAGCUCAAGUUCAUACACACGCCCAACUGCCCCUUCCAAGUGAUUGCCAAACUGAAGACCAACAAGGAGGUGUGCGUUAACCCGGAGAUCCGAUGGCUGCAGCAAUACCUCCGAAAUGCUAUCAGCAAGAUGAAGAAAUCCAAAAAAGCCAACUAGACAGCGUGCAGCGUGAUCCGCCGAGGAUGUGGACCACCACCGUGUACAUGUAACAUGUGUAACAUGUGACCAUACAGCAUGCUAUACAGCACUUAUCUUGCCUACCAUGCUGCAGCCCGUAGCACGCAGCACGCCUACAACUCACCGACAUGGCCGCUAAUCCACAAUCUCCGCCACUAGCGUCGCUUAUCACCACUCUCACUACUUAUAUAGAGACUUCUGUUAUAGCAAUGUGCAAUUAUACCUGUGUAUGUUUUAUAACUUUGAUGUACAUAUGUGUUUGUUGAUGAACUUCAAUAGUAAAGAGCUAUUUUUGGAGCUGUGCUUGUUCCUCUGGCCUCUCUGUUGUUUUGGUGUCAGGACACGGACAGCGAAAGCAGAGUGCGAGGGUUGCAGUCCAGAGCGCAGUGAAACUUAGUUCGACACUUUUAGCUGAGCCGAGACUCUGUGGUAAAUAUGACAUGUAUAAGAUGGCGUCUUUCCUUCCCCUCUUCCCUCUUCAAACUAGCCAAACAAACAAAGGGGCAAACUCGCUUCCUGGAAUUCGACAACAGGCGAAGAAGAGUUUCACUCAAAGUAGCUUGUAGCUGGUAAUCCAGUGGGUGCCAUGUUAAGACCAUAUAAGCUUCUGGACUACUUUAAUCAUGGAAAGUGUUUUCUUAGUUGUUGGGUGGCUGCUGUUGGGUGAAUUUAUGCUACCCGCCGUCUCAAAACGGUGUUAAUGGAGCAGCCAGUGAGAAGGCAAACCCGCCUUAGCUCACCAGGGGCCUCAUGUAUCAGUCGUUACUAUGGGCAAAUUUGUGCGUACACACCCACGGGAUAUUUUAAGCCCUGACGUUUGUCUCAGAGACCAGUGUAGAACCUGGGUAACCCCUGAAUUCAGGUCGGGUAACCCCUGAAUUCAGACACCGACUGGCUAACACUAAUGUCUUCGUAGGCCUGGGUGACUGCAAGAGGUAGACAACAGGUGUUAGGACAGUGUUUCUCAACCCAGUCCUCAAGGACCCCCGAUCCUGCAUAUUUUCUUUGCAACCCUGAAUAGGUACCUGUUUGUAGUUAUUCAACCAAUCAGCAAUGAAUUUUGUCAGACGUUGCACACCUUGCAUAAUUAAGUGCUGCGAGAUGAUUGGUCGAGUAAGUACAAGUGGGGCUACCUAUGCAGGGUUACAAUGAAAAUCUGCAGGAUAGGGGGUCCUUGAGGACUGGGUUGAGAAACACUGUGUUAGGAGGAAGGACUUACAAAUAACCAUCAUGCUUUUCUGCUGACUGUCAGACAACCUCGAGGGCUAAAUAUAUCCGUGGGUGUGUACGCACAAAUUUGCCCAUAGUAAGGAUUGGUACAUGAGGCCCCACGAGAUCAGGAAAAAAAUUGUGCUAGCUAGUCACGUUAGCGGUUUAGCUGGAUCACCCUCUGCCGUUUAACCCCACCGUCACCGUAUGGACUCCGGGGUGGGGGGUGGGGGCGGGGGGCAUGAUCCGCAGAACCACCCAAUAACCACAGUAGUGAGUAUAUAAAGUAACUCCAGCAGAUAUGGAAGUACUACUAACAGUGGUGGUAACAGUAGUUGUAGUAUCAGUAGUGAGUUUAACCACCGUCCGUCAUAGAUAGCACUGCACUUUAUAGCCAGUCUGUCCACCUGCCAGCAGCUAAUUCAGCGAGACGACCCGGAGGCCCACUGCUCAGCAAGUCCAGGUUGUUAAAGUCUUGUCCUUUGCCGCUUCCCAUGCCUUUCGUUCUGUUUUUGGAAACGUUUUGUCACCUUUAAAGCACGAGAGACGUCACCUGUACUGAGUCUCCUUGUCAUGUGUGAAGUUACGAUGAGGCAAAUAUUUUAUUUUUGUAUUCACGUGUCAACCACGAAGUCACAUUAAAUCCGAACGUUCAUACGAAGGAGCUGCGGUCGUCACGCAUGAGCCACGCGUCCCCCUUUAGCAUGUUGGUGUGCAAACGACAACACAUUUCACAUGCUGAGGUCAACACCGCAACACGUUUAACACGUUGGUAGACAAACAACAACACAUUUGGUCAGUAAAACAGUAAUUCUGCUAAAUGUUGUGGGCACUCCCCUAGUUUCACUUUUAAAACAUGUUACACACACACAUACAGCUACAUACACACAACACAGAGCUACUGUAGCACCCAUGCAACACCUAAACACAAACUAAACAGAGACAAGUCAGACCACACAAUCACCAACAACCUCACCUCCACAGACGGCGGUGUUUCCAUCGCUGCUUGCAGGCUGCUGCAUGUGUGAGGGCUGCUGUGCAGUGCCUGUAAGCAGCUGCACAGUACAGUCAGCGGGCUGUGUGCAGGGGUCAGAGGUCACAGCCCGACUUUGAUGUGAGAACAUGUGUUUAGUUUUACUUGCACGGGUAAAUGAAAGACGCGGGCAGCGGUCCUGCUUGUUAUUCCCCCAUUAAGUCAGCCGGGGCCAUUAGGAAAGCAUUACAGUUGAGAGGUGACCUUUGAACUUUCUGGUUGUGCACGUGAGGCGGAGCACAGCGGGUCUCACUGUGUGCAUGACGGGAGAACGGAUCGUCAGUGUAGAUAAAGGGCUGAUCAACUUUUGAAGCCCCGUUUAAAGCUGCUCAAAGCAGAGGCAGCGGCCCCCUCAGUCGAGGAGAAACUUGUGUAUUUUGCCCCCAGUUCUGGCACACAACUAUCACGCCACAGUAGCAACGACACAAAACCCUACAGUGUCCCACCCGAACCCUGUCGCAGGGCUCUGCUGGUGGCGGCCGGUCUUAUGUCACCUCCCCAAAAAAUGUGAAGAUCGCUCUGACAGGUAACUUGUACCACGUGACAAAUAUUCUACAAUACCAUGUAACUUCAUGUAUCGUGUACCCAUGUUUUUUUCACAUUUUAACCCUUUGUAAUCCAACUGACGCUUCUUUUCCUUACAACAUAGUGUAUUCAGUGCAUUAUGAAUAAACGUUUCAAGAAAAAUA
This is a messenger RNA of Lampris incognitus (smalleye Pacific opah), 3320 nucleotides long. RefSeq names its product chemokine (C-X-C motif) ligand 12a (stromal cell-derived factor 1) (gene cxcl12a). The record is from RefSeq and is a predicted model, not a curated record. Gene Ontology annotation, biological process: immune response; induction of positive chemotaxis; axon guidance. Lineage: Eukaryota; Metazoa; Chordata; Actinopteri; Lampriformes; Lampridae. Gene Ontology annotation, cellular component: extracellular region. The coding region runs from base 72 to 368 and encodes 98 amino acids. Gene Ontology annotation, molecular function: chemoattractant activity; chemokine activity. The transcript has 4 exons.